Messenger RNA from Arachis duranensis, 951 nucleotides. Its product is annotated as nucleoid-associated protein At4g30620, chloroplastic. The transcript is spliced from 7 exons. NCBI's taxonomy places the organism in Eukaryota, Viridiplantae, Streptophyta, Magnoliopsida, Fabales, Fabaceae. The record is from RefSeq and is a predicted model, not a curated record. Bases 109 to 699 code for a protein of 196 amino acids. Gene Ontology annotation, molecular function: DNA binding.
GUUUUAUCCAAUAUCACUCCGUCACUCAUCUUACAAAAGAAAAACAAAAUCAUCGUAUCGUAUCGUAUCUUGUUCAAAACCCACAAUUCAAGUUAAUCUGGGGAACCAAUGGCAUCAACUGUUUCCCUAACUGCUCAUUUAUCAAACAUACACGCACCUAAUGGGCGCAGAAAGUUUUCCCCUUUAUCAGCUGCACCAUGUAAAUUAAACUCCAAUGCAAAUAUACUUAACAUGAAGAUACUAUGUCGAUCCGGUCGGCAAAAAGUUGGACCUGCUAGUAGAAACUUCCGAGUGUAUGCCUUAUUUGGAGGAAAAAAGGAGAACGACGAUAAAAGUGAUGACGCACCUUCUAAGGCAGGAAUUUUUGGAAACAUGCAAAAUCUAUAUGAGACUGUGAAGAAGGCGCAAAUGGUUGUCCAGGUUGAAGCAGUGCGAGUGCAGAAAGAACUUGCUGCAGCAGAGUUUGAUGGUUAUUGUGAGGGUGAGUUGAUAAAGGUAACACUAUCGGGGAAUCAGCAACCUGUUCGAACUGAAAUCACUGAAGCUGCUAUGGAAUUGGGAGCAGAAAAAGUAUCCCUUUUAGUCACUGAGGCAUAUAAGGAUGCACACCAAAAAAGUGUCCAGGCCAUGAAGGAGAGGAUGAGUGAUCUUGCACAGAGCCUAGGAAUGCCACCAGGACUUAAUGAAGGAAUGAAGUGAUGAUUAUGACAUGAACCUCAAUUUUGUCCACAACUAUCUCACGCAGAAGAAUGCUUAUUUGUUAUUUUACAAUGAUUGUAAUUUGUGAAUUUGCAAUCUUGUUUAGUAUUCAUCUAAGCCCGGAUAUAAUUUCAAAUGGUGGAUCUGCUAUUCAAUGUCCUUCUCCUUUGUCUUUGAGACUCUGUCAUGAUUUCAAUUUUGAAAGAUCAAUUAUCCAUGAUGUAUCUGCAAUAUAUUCUUGUCUUUUUUCAA